Molecule: messenger RNA, 2128 nt
Organism: Pseudo-nitzschia multistriata
Lineage: Eukaryota; Bacillariophyta; Bacillariophyceae; Bacillariales; Bacillariaceae
Source: the annotation of a GenBank genome assembly
UGUAACAACCAAUCAACAGCUGGAACAAACGAUAUUCGGACCGGUCUAGCAGCAAACCCAGGCUGGAUUCGAUAAAGGAAGAGGAUCUCGCUGCAGUCCGGCACGGCACGACACGACACAACACAACAAACCAUUUCUGUCGGCCGUUUUUCGCUGCAUCGCAUCGCAUCAAAUCAAAUCAAAUCAAAUCGCAUCAAAUCGCAUCAAAUCGCAUCAAAUCGCAUCGCAUCGCAUCGCAUCGCAUCGCAUCGCAUCAAAUCAAAUCGCAUCAAAUCGCAUCAAAUCAAACCAAACCAAAUCAAAUCGCAUCAAAUCAAACCGAGGCGAAUCGUGCCGAGCACCUACAGAUACCGAACGCCGUCGUGGUUGUCCCGCCCCUAGCACAAAACAAUGGAUCUCUCCGUGACCAACGCAAUCCGACGGUUGGAGAGCGGAGAAAUAGAGUUGAAAGAUUUAUCCGAGGAAUUGAAGGACAACAUCGACGUUGUGCUCGCGGCGGUAUCAGAGGACGGCUAUGCCUUGGAGGACGCGUCCAGGAGACUGCGGAACAACGCGAGGGUUGUCGAAGCCGCUGCCCAACCCGACGGUGUUGCUUUGAGGUACGCUUCAGACGAGAUGAAGAACAACGAAGAGCUUGUUACGCAUAUUGUAACACAUAAUGGUGAGGCAUUAAAGUACGCAUCUGAGGAACUAAAGAAUAACCAGGAGGUUGUUAUUACUGCAGUAACAAAUGAUUGUUGUGCAUUGGAGUAUGCAUCAGAUGAAAUGAAGGACAACAAGGAGGUUCUURUGGCUGCAGUAACACRAGAUGYUGGUGCAUUGGGAUGGGCAUCAGAUGAAGUGAUGGACAACAAGGAGAUUGUUAUGGMUUUGGUAACACAAGAUGGUCRUGCAUUGSGAUGGGCRUCAGAURRAAUGAARRACRACAAGGAGGUUGUUAUGGCUGCAGUAAUACAGAAUAGGGAUGCAUUGGAGCAUGCAUCAGAUGAAAUGAAGGGCAAAAAGGAGGUUCUUGUGGCUGUGGUAACACAAGAUGGUGGUGCAUUGCGAUGGGUGUCAGAUGAAAUGAAGGACAACAAGGAGGUUGUUAUGGCUGCAGUAACACAGAAUGGUGAUGCAUUGAAGUAUGCAUCAGAUNUCAGAUGAAAUGAAGGACAACAAGGAGAUUGUUAUGGCUGCAGUAACACAAUUUGGUCGUGCAUUGCGAUGGGUAUCAGAUCAAAUGAAGGGCAACAAAGAGGUUGUUAUGGCUGCAGUAACAAAGUAUGGUGAUAUAUUGAAGUAUGCACCAGAUGAAAUGAAGGACAACAAGGAGAUUGCUGUUAUGGCUGCAGUAUCACAGGAUGGUCGUGCAUUGCAAAUGGUAUCAGAUAGAAUGAAAAACAACAAGGAGGUUGUUGUGGCUGUGGUAACACAGAAUGGUCGUGCACUGCAAUUUGCACCAGAUCAAAUGAAGGACAACAAGGAGGUUGUUAUGGCUGCAGUAACACAGAAUGGUCGUGCAUUGCGAUGGGUGUCAGAUCAAAUGAAGGACAACAAAGAGGUUGUUAUGGCUGCAGUAACAAAGUAUGGUGAUGCAUUGCGAUGUGUAUCAGAUCAAAUGAAGGACAACAAAGAGGUUGUUAUGGCUGCAGUAACACAGAAUGGUGAUCUAUUGAAGCAUGCAUCUCUGCGACUGCAAGGAGAUUUUGAUAUAGGCACGAUUGCGCUGGGUGGCACCAGAAAGGUAUUGAAAUACUGCACCCAUCGCUUUUUUGUUGCCUGUGCGCAUGAGAGCCUCAGACACAACCGCUAGUUCGUUCGGCCGCCAAGGAACGCUACAGCCACAACCGAAAGAKAACUCCUGAGUCUAGCGAGCGAGCAAACGAACGAGUGGCAGAAAAAAUACAACCCAUUGUCGUAUUUGAAACCAUGGGAAAUCGGUGCAGAAGAAGAACAAGGAACGGGCAUCCACCGUGAGCGGGACAAACGCCGACACGAAGCGGGACGAGCCGAGCCGAGCCGAGCCGAGCCGAGACCGUGCACCGGAAGAGCCCCCGGACGGUUGCUGUCGUCCCCCAAGGAUGGUGCGUUAGUUUUGUACAACGAGUCCCAAUGUGCCGUACAAUAAUAGAGUACUAUAGUAUUU